This is a messenger RNA of Linum trigynum, 996 nucleotides long. The record is from the annotation of a GenBank genome assembly. NCBI's taxonomy places the organism in Eukaryota, Viridiplantae, Streptophyta, Magnoliopsida, Malpighiales, Linaceae.
AUGAGAAAGGCAGGAACUAGGUUUUCAGUCUCUCCAUCUUGUUCAUUUGUUACUCUGGUUUUGCGGACGAAUUGUUACCUUACCGGCAAUUCAAUCAUCAAACUCCUUCCUCGUCCUUCAAUUUCCGCAUCCGCUUCUUCCUCUUCGCUUAGUGGCUCUGCCGGCGCUUUCCCGGAGCAGCUGUCGGAUACAGAGGAAAAGAAGAAGAAGACGGUGAAGAAAAAGAGGCAAACAGCUGGGAUUGAUCAAGAUGAAUUGCUUGAUCCCGAACAAUUAGCAGACCCAGACAGUUGUUUCUACGAGUUCAGAGGUGUGAAGAUACACCAUAAGCUGUAUGAAUCGCAAUCACAAGAGGGAAAUGGCUCUUCGCCGCAGAUUUCCUCUUCUGAUCCUAACAAGAAGCUUGGGUUUCCCAUCAUUUUGCCGCAUGGCUUUGGAGCUUCUUUGUUCUCAUGGAGCAGAGCGAUGAAGAGGUUGGGAGAGGCCACAUCUGCUCCUAAAGUUGUUGCCUUUGAUAGACCAGCCUUCGGAUUGACCUCCAGAGUGGAUCCUUCUUCUUCUUCCCUUAAGGCUGAGGAUUCCAAGCCAUUGAAUCCUUACUCCAUGGCGUUUGCUGUGCUUGCUACCUUGUACUUCAUCAAUUUUGUGAAGACUGACAAAGCAGUUUUAGUGGGGCAUUCCGCUGGUUCUCUUGUAGCAGUCAAUACCUACUUUGAGGCUCCCGAUCGUGUAGCCGCUCUGAUCCUUGUUGCCCCUGCAAUAUUUGCUCCCAAUCCAAGCCCAAAAGUUUCCAAAACAGAAGGGGAUGAAGAGGAUAAAUCAGAUUCUAAAGAUGGGCUCAGAAAUCCAUUCAUUGUGCUGCUAAAGAAGUUGUCUCGGCUUGCUGCGUCUAUAGCUCAGGCCACACUGAAGCUAUUGAAUGGUAUGAUGAGCAUGCUUGACUCCCUUAUACAAGAAAGCAUUGUCUCCCCUUCUGUGCUCUGCCCUGGGCUUUAA